AUGCACGUCGAACUGGACGGCGGCGGAGGUGGCGGCGGUGCGUCUCCUUGGGCUGCUGCCGCGGUACUCGGGCACCACCACCAUCAUCAUCAUCAUCGUCCCGCCGACACUGAUCACCACCACCUACACCACCACCACAAUCAUCUACACCCCGCCGCGGCGGCAGCCGCCGCUGCUGCGAACGGUUUUCACCCUGCUCAUCCAGCUCACACGCCGAUGGAUUUGCACGUGCCGCAGCCCUUUCCGUACUAUAGGUACAGAGAUGAAUCACUGUGUUGGCCCGAGAGGAAACCGUUGUCUGAAGAUGGUCAUUCCCCGUCGAUGAAUGCCAGGUAA
Molecule: messenger RNA, 336 nt
Organism: Macrosiphum euphorbiae (potato aphid)
Lineage: Eukaryota; Metazoa; Arthropoda; Insecta; Hemiptera; Aphididae
Source: the annotation of a GenBank genome assembly